Nicotiana attenuata is the source of this 522-nucleotide messenger RNA. RefSeq lists its product as uncharacterized. The transcript has 3 exons. The record is from RefSeq and is a predicted model, not a curated record. The coding region runs from base 1 to 522 and encodes 173 amino acids. Lineage: Eukaryota; Viridiplantae; Streptophyta; Magnoliopsida; Solanales; Solanaceae.
AUGGCCGCUAACAAUGAUUUCAUCAAGGAUAUAACUAUUUCAAAGAUGCAAUGGAAGUUGAAAGUUCUCGUUGUCCGUAUGUGGGAAAAACCGGAUCGUUUUAAUCCUGGCUCUAUAUUCUCCAUUGAAUUGGUUCUACAAGAUGAAAAGGGUGAUCGUAUACAUGCUUCUAUUGGGAAGUCUGUUUUGCAUAUUUUCAACAAAAAAAUUAAUGAGCUUGGAUUAUAUCUUAUGGCGAACUUUAUCGUCUGCCAAAACAAGGAGAGGUUCAACACCACAAAACAUAGAUUGAUGCUGACGUUUACUCAACGUACAACAGUGGCUGAAACAAUUGAUCCACUUUUUCCGAUGAAUAUCUUUGAUCUGCGACCAUAUCAUCAAUUGAUAAAUAAAGUUGAUGUCAACGAGAGUGAAUUAUUUGAUGUUAUCGGAGAGAUUGUCAAUUUUAGUGAGGUCCAAUCGCAAAAACAAGGUGAAAUUACUAGGAAGUAUAUGGAUAUCGAACUAGAAGAUGAUGAGUAA